Molecule: messenger RNA, 1798 nt
Organism: Drosophila virilis
Lineage: Eukaryota; Metazoa; Arthropoda; Insecta; Diptera; Drosophilidae
Gene: Agpat1
Product: 1-Acylglycerol-3-phosphate O-acyltransferase 1
Biological process (GO): phosphatidic acid biosynthetic process
Cellular component (GO): endoplasmic reticulum; membrane
Molecular function (GO): 1-acylglycerol-3-phosphate O-acyltransferase activity
Source: RefSeq, a predicted model, not a curated record
AUUUGUUGUUGUUUUUCUCGUCACCGCAGAGCAAGCACGUCGGUAACGGAAAUUCUUGUCAACAUUUUUCGCGCUCUACGUUUUAACGGCGCCCGGUCGUCGUCGCCGUUGCUGCCAACAUUGUCAACCGCAGCGGCGUCACAUCAAGACAAAAAAAAAAAAAAACCUCUGGGUUUUCCAUGGGAAAACACAACAUAUCGGUAUCUAACAAUUCGACACGCGCUCAUCUCUAACGCUAGGAUCAUAACAGAAAAGACUGCACCGCUCUGCCUUAAGCCUCGCCGCGGAAUACGUACGAAAACGGAGACGGAGACGGCGACGUCGACUGCAGCAGACAGAAGAGAGAGCCUGGACUAGAGACAUAAAGAUCAACGAAAGAGAGUGCGAUAGACCCAGAGAGAGAGAGAGAGCGAGAUAGAGCGAGAGAGAGACAGGCAGACAGGCUACACACACACACACACACACACACACACACACACACACACACACUCAAGAUGAGCUCUUAUCUGGAACUUUUUGGAUUGUUCGUGCUGCUAAUGCUGCCUUUUCUAUACGAGACGAACCACAUAUUCCGAUAUUAUUUCAAGUUUUUAAUCUAUUAUGGAAUCGUCUCGUUUAACUCGAUCAUUCUGAUACCGGCGUUUCUCACACGGCCCUGCGAUGUGCGCAAUUUACUCUGGGCGAGCACCUGGUGUCAUCGGGUCACGGCGUUAAUUGGCCUGCGCUGGGAGCUGCGCGGCAAGGAGCAUCUGGAGAAGGAUCAGGCCUGCAUCAUUGUCGCUAACCAUCAGAGUUCACUGGAUGUGCUGGGCAUGUUCAACAUCUGGCACGUGAUGAAUAAGUGCACGGUGGUGGCCAAACGGGAGCUGUUCUAUGCCUGGCCAUUCGGCUUGGCCGCCUGGCUGGCUGGGCUCAUAUUCAUUGAUCGUGUGCGCGGUGAGAAGGCGCGGGAUACGCUAAAUGCGGUCAAUCGUCGGAUUAAGAAGCAGCGCAUCAAGCUAUGGGUAUUCCCGGAGGGUACACGCCGCAACACCGGCGAACUGCAUCCGUUCAAAAAGGGCGCCUUUCACAUGGCCAUCGAUCAGCAGAUACCGAUACUGCCGGUCGUCUUUAGCUCCUAUUGUACAUUCCUCAAUGAUAAAAAGAAAAUACUGAACGCUGGACGGAUUGUGAUUACGACAUUGCCGCCGGUUAGCACCGAGGGACUCACCAAGGAUGACAUCGAUCAGUUAAUGGAACGUGUGCGCGCCCAAAUGUGCGAAACCUUUAAGCUCACCUCCGCGGAGAUGCUGCAACGCUAUAAGCCACAUAAAUCCAUAUCGCCGUCGGUGGUCAAUGGGGCCGAGGCAGUUGCUGCAGCCGUCGCCAAUAGCUCCGGCUAUGCGCAGCUGCAUGUGGGCGCCGCUGCCGCCUCCUACGAGACGUACAAGAGCAGCGCCGGCAAGGCGACCAUGCUGAAGACGCUAUAGGCGCGCGAUCUAUAGCUCUCUCUCUCCCUAUAUAUAUAUAUAUAUAUAUAUAUAUAGAGGUAUAUAUAGGUUUCUAUGGCAAACCCUAAACUUAUGAUGGCGCGACAAUUGUCGACGAUCGAGACUUAUCUUUCCUUAAACAACACGCAUACCAAAAACAAAAAUAAGAGAAAAAGGUAGCCAAAAAAAAAAAAAGGAAACAAGAAAACAAGAAGCAACAACUAAGCGCACUAUGUAACAUGUUUUUUUUAGUUAUUGUUUUUUGUUUAAUUUACUGUCUGGAAUUGGUCUUCAGAAAACAAAUAUGUCUAAAAUUUCCACAAGGCUAA